CCAAACCCCCCCCUCUCUCCCCGUGUCGCUCAUCCGCUCCUUCUAUAAACCCUGGCCUCCUCCCCCAAUCGUUCUUCGUCCUCUGCGACUCCGCUUCAAUCCAUCACAUUGUCCCCUUUGCUGCACGUGAGACAUUGUGUACUCUUAUCAUGGUCCAAAGCCAAAUCAAUUCUUCGCAAUUGGUGGCUUAACACUUGCUCAGCACCUCACCACAUUCACAUGCUUGGCUCGCACCUUGUCCUCUCUCAAUAACCUUCUAGAUAUCCUUCCUCCACAGUCGAGUUGAUACCUCCUUCCACCGACUCGUCCCUCUGUUCCGACCCGCACCAUGUCUCAGCAGGAUCUGGACCGUGCCUAUGGCCGACCGCCCAGCAAUGGCUCCCCUGAACAGUACCCGGUUCACACCCGUUCUAGAUCUACCGCGCAUGCGCAAAGUCCAAAGCGGCUGUCUGUCCUGGGCGGCCGCUCUCGCAGCAAUACCACAACUUCCACCUCUUCCCGUCGUUCACCGGGUUCCUCAACGACCUCGGUCGAGGCUCCCUCGUUGCCCCCCUACGAGGACCGGGGGGACCGGGCCGGUUCGUCGGCUGGCUUUCGCUAUGACCGUUCAGAGAGCGUAACGAAAUCGCUUUUAUCACGCGGAAGUCGCAUUCUGCGUCGCCGGGGAAGCAAGUUUCACAUAGUCUCAACGCUGGACGAGGAAGAUGAGGUGGACCGCGAAAAGCCCCGGUUUGAAGUUUCCGACCUCUUCAGCCGGCAUCAUAAGCCACGACAGAGUGACGCACAUGAUCAGCUGAAGAGCUUGAUCUCAGACCCGUUCGACUUUCACCACCUGACCCACACAAGCCCAUCUCAGUUCCAGUCCCUCGAAAAGGCUCGCGAGACUGACUUGGUCACGGAAUUUUCUGCCAUACGUGCCUCACAAAGACCUGUCACCAAUCUCAAGGGCAUCCAAGCUCAAGAUCUGCAUUUUCAUGAUUUCUCUUCGGAAGAUCUCAAUCAUUUCGGGGCAGCUAUUGCUGACAACGAUGCCGCUACUGACACAUUACCAGUAAGCCCGCCGGCGUCGCCGGGUGGCUCCUCCUCUAUUAGUCCUAAGCAGCACGACAUUCGGAGACGACCAGAGUCGCGCGCCUUUGAAAACUUCUCACGACCUGUUCCCAGGUUUUCCAAAGGGCCAGGGGAAGCGAGUUCUCCGCCGAGGGCUCCUUCACCUAGGCUGGCGUCUUCUCCUGAGUUGCCUGAGCCAGCCCCUCGAGCUAUUGAUGAGAUUUUGGGCUUGUCCAGCCAACCAACAUACCCUGAGCAUGUAUAUUCGCAGGAUGGUGACGAUCUCGAUGUUGAUGAUGUAUAUGGAAAUGCUUCAUGGUCCCAGCUACACGUGCAGGAUAUGUUUCCAAUUCCCGCCACCCAUGCGGUUACCACGGAUGCUGGCCACGAGGGGCUUGAUGUGAGGACCUCGUCCAUGUCUCUGACCAACCUGUCCUAUGAUUUGGAAGGUGUCCCAGAGGAAGAGGAAGGUGAUGAUGAAGCAGUUGCAAGCUUAAAGCAUGAGGUCGAGCCGGAGUUUCCCACUGCCGACGAUCCCUCUCAGGCAACCACGGUUUUCAGCUCACUUCCAUUGGCCAAGAUCCAAUCAGCUUCCGCAACUGCUCCUGAGCUGUCUGUAUACGUGACUCAGGAUUUAGCAAGGAAAUUGUCUGAGGCACUUGGCUCUCCGACCCUCCCCCAAACCCGACCCACUACAGAAGCACCGAUGACUGAACGGACAAUUUCGGAAAAUGCCAGGAGGCGAUCCUCGGUCGCCAUGCGAACUGUCCCUGAGACCAUCUAUGACUCGUGGGAUGCUGAUAUCGACUAUUGCUAUGAGCAUGCAGCCGAAUCGAAUUCGAACUUCGACUGGACUCGCAAUUCCGUCGACGAGCCACGAGCGGAUGUGAUGACGGUUGAGGCCGACACUGCGGCAGAUGGAGACAAAACCACAUUUUCGUUCAAUCGUCUGAGCGCCACCGCCGUAUCCGCUACGGACCGGGACUCCAUUCCUUCAUUCUCGGAAGUCAGCUCUCACGUGGCUGUUACUCCUUCUACUGCUGAGUAUGACGCCGGGAUGGCCGUUUCCCAGAGAGACAGUGAUUACUUCCGUCCUGUCAGGUUCGGGCCUGCCCUGAGCAAGUCAAUGAAUCCAGAGUCCUUGUAUGAGGACUACUUGACAGCAGAUGCGGAAUCGGAUCGUCACUUUUCGUUCUGUUCGCAGCAAGGUGUAAUUCAGCCUAUCGAGCAUUCCAUCUCCCCUCGCAGCAGCUUCUCCCCGAUCAGCAAGUGCAAUUCCCAGGAGAGUUUGAUCUUAUCCCGCGCGGCGUCGAUUGUGCGCAAACAUCGAUCGUCCGUGUCGACCGCUAGCGUCCCAGACCUAGUACACAGUCUGGCAAUCAGCCGCGAGCCGAUUCCAACUGAACAGAUCCUUUCAGGCGAAUGUACUGCGGUUGGGAGACCAGACUCCUCUCACCAUAGACAAACCAAGAGCCUUGCACGGGAACUUGAAGCACAGAUGAUUUAUCGUGCGGAACCGGAGGCAAGCUUCGAGCCUAUGGGACCGGGCUCUGCCAUCAUUCCUUCCAUCCACGACCGAGCCAAAUCCACGAGCGAAGUUGAAGCGGCACCCUUAGCUGUCGCGGCUGCUUCUAGAAUCGCGCCUCGUCGUAAAGGGAGGGCGUCUUAUUCCCUGUUUCCUGCGGCUGCGAACUGAGUUGUUGUUCGGUCAACACUGGCAGACCGACACAUCCUAUCACCAGCUUCCCGGCCUUUCCAUUUUGAAAGAUUGUAUGUGUGUUGGCUGUCUUUUCGAUUCGUUCUGCAAUAGAACAUCUUCCACGAAUUUAUGAUUUCAACCCCUUGUUUUAGCGGACACUUGAUUUCAGUUCCUUUACUCUCCCGGCCUCUGCGACGACAUUCUGCCUUGUACAUUUGCAUACCAACACUGCACGCUAUGCUCUUUUUGUUUUCAUUGUCCAUCUGCGCCUCUCUUGCAUUUCUCAGCGAUUGGUUCU
This is a messenger RNA of Aspergillus uvarum CBS 121591, 3047 nucleotides long. RefSeq lists its product as uncharacterized. The transcript is spliced from 2 exons. Lineage: Eukaryota; Fungi; Ascomycota; Eurotiomycetes; Eurotiales; Aspergillaceae. The coding region runs from base 329 to 2746 and encodes 805 amino acids. The record is from RefSeq and is a predicted model, not a curated record.